CGCAGCGGAGUCGUCCGCUUCCCUCCCGCGCCGAUGACACUUCACAAGUGACUCUGCCCCCCCAGAAAGCCGCAUUUCUGGGAAUAGGAGAAAGUUUGCACGACGGGCGUGCAGUGUCGAGGGGCAGAAAUGCGAAGGGGUGAUGUUAAAGAGGGCUAGGCCGGUGAGUGGCCGGAGAUGAACAUCCACAUUCUGCGCUGGGCUGCACACGAGCGGAGAGAGAGAGAGCGAGCGAGAGAGAGAGAGAGGAACAGUUGAACGAACGGGGGAGGGCAGGAUAGAGAGAAAGAGAGAAAAAAAAAAACAACAAGGCGAGAGAAAUUGUUGGAGGAAAGCGAAAGUACGAGAGCCUGUUUCAGCUGAGUCGUGUGCGCCCGGUGCCGUGCGGCGGCGGAGCGGCGUGUUGGGCUGAGGACGCGGGAAGAGAGGAGAGGGAAGUGCCGCGGGUCCCCGGCCGCCGCUCUCCACCGGCGAUGUGUCAAUAAGUUUAAAGGUGGACGCGGCCGGCUGGAAUGACAAGGCCCCGGCUUUUCGGCUCGGGUUCACAGGUCAUCAUCAUCGCAUGACAAAGCCUGACUGACAGACUCAUCAUCUUCAUCUUUCAGAUACAGUGUUUCCAUUUUCUGUACCUAAGGCGAGCAGCAUGAAGGGUGGAGGACGGGGCAAGGAGCCUCCGGGGGAGGGGGAGGUGAGUGGCAAGCGACCCAAGCGCAGGUGUCUCCAGUGGCACCCGCUACUGUCCAAGAGGGCCCUGGAUUUCUCAGAGGAAGAGGAGGAAGAAGACGAGGAGGAUCUGGACAAAGAGCCACUGCUGUGUGGCGAUGCCGCGGACCCCGAGGCAGAGUGCGGGACAGCCGAGGGAGAGGAGGCCGAAGAGGAGUCAUCGGAACAACGAGCCCGGCGCCCCAUGAAUGCUUUUCUGCUCUUCUGUAAAAGACACCGUUCUCUGGUGAGGCAGGAGCACCCAAGGCUGGACAAUCGGGGUGCCACCAAGAUCCUGGCCGACUGGUGGGCUGUGUUGGAGCCCACAGAGAAACAGAAAUACACAGACAUGGCCAAGGAGUACAAAGACGCCUUCAUGAAAGCCAACCCAGGGUACAAGUGGUGUCCCACCACCAACAAGCCAGUGAAGAGCCCUCUGCCCACCGUGAGCGCCAACCGCAAGAGGGUGUGGUCUUUGUCUCCCUCCAGCUCCCCGAAGGACUGCCCCGUGGCCAGGAAGAUCCCCAGAACUGACAGUACCCCGCAGCUCAACUUUGCCAUGGCAGAUCCUACCAAGAUGGGGGGCCUGAGCAUGCUGUUGUUGGCUGGAGAGCAUGCGCUCAGCACCCGAGAGAUGACUUCAAGCACACCCUUAGUGACGGUGGACGCAGACAAGCAGAGCGGGAAGUCGCCUUUAUUCCAGCUUGCUGAGAUUUCCUCCAGUUCGUCGCAUUCGGGAUCCACGGACGUUGCUAAGCACCCUGGGAAUUCUGCCCUCUUCCAACUCGCUGAGAUUUCGUCCAGCAGCCCCCAGUCUGCUGUGCCCGUCAUCGUUGCAGAGGGGACAGCCGGCCCAGUGGACCCAGCGGAGGCCUCCUCUCCUGAAAAGCCAGAGAUGGGGGCAGCCAGCCCAGCCAAAACCUGUGUGAAUUCACCUUUAUUUCAGUUUGCUGAGAUCUCUUCCUCGUCCACCACCUCCUCUUCCCCAAGCACCUCGCAGUCCACGGAGGGAAAGCAGUGUGGCCAAUCUGCUCUCUUCCAGCUUGCUGAGAUGUGUUUGGCCUCUGAGGCAGUGAAGAUGGAAGCUUUAGCCUCUCAGCCAGUGACGAGCUGCCCAGCAGGCCCCUCCUUCGGUGGCUCCUCUGAGCCACCCAGUGAUGACCUUCUGCUCUCCUCACCAUCCUCUGCCUCCUCGUCGUCCACUUUCUCAUGUACACCCACAGAUGGCAGCCCCCCAAAGAGUGCAAAGAAGAAAAAGAAGAAGAAGAAGAAGAGAGAGCGCAGUGAGGAAGCCAGGUCAGACAAGGGGCUUGGUUCGCCGAAGAAGACUGCUAAGAAGCGACAGUCCUCUGAGUCAGACCUUGACAGUGUCAUCUACACCAUCGAGGCUGUGGCCAAGGGUGCCUGGGGCGGAGAUAAGGCCCUAAAGAAGAAGGUCCGCCCUCCAGGCAGCGACAAGGACUACCCCCAGGAGCCCGGCUCACCAAAGAAGAAGGCAAAGUCAAAAGUGAAGAAGCCACCCAGGAUGAAGGAGGACAUAAAGGACAUGAAGGAGGAGGUAAAGGAGGAGGCAAAGGAUGCAGAGGAGCCACAGGAGGGCAGCAAACUCCCACAGCCAGAAGCCCCACAGCCCCUGCUGGAAGGAGAUACCAAGGUGGUCAGUGUGAAAGCUGAAUCCCCAGGCCCCAUGGAGGAGCCCCCACCAUCCAGCCCCUUGGCUCUCUCUUUUAAGUCAGAGGAUAAGGAGGUGGACGUCAAGCAGGAGAGCUGUGGCUCCAGGAAGUCAGAGAGGAGUUGCAAGGGGGCACUGUACAAGACUUUGGUGUCUGAGGGAAUGCUGACAUCACUAAGAGCCAAUGUAGACCGAGGCAAACGGGGCUCAGGCCGAGGAAGCCUUUCUGACCACGAGGGCAGCUGGACAGACGAGAGCUGGGCAUUUACACAGACGGGCUCCUGCAAUGCCAAGAAGCUGAAGAAGUCCAAAUCAAAGGAUGAGUCCGUCCCCGGCUUGGGCAAGCUGGAAGAGGAGUUUGAGAAGAAGUUCAACAGCCUGCCACAGUAUAGCCCCCUGACGUUCGACCGCAAGGGCACGUCCAUCACCAAGAAGAAGAAGGCUGGCGGCAGCACAGCUACAGAGCAACCCAAGGCAAACAAGGGUUCAUCUUCAUCUCAGAAAAAGAAUUUAUUCCACAAGAUUGUUAGCAAGUACAAGCACAAAAAGGAGAAAACCAAUACUUCGGAUAAAGCCAUAGCGACCCAGGAGCCCCCAGCUCCGGACACGGUCCAGAAAGCCAAGACAGCAACCACAUGUGGUGCACUGUCCCUGGAAGUUCUGGGAACGGCAGAGAUGCUGGUGGGCAGCCAGAAGCGGAAGGCCAGGAAGAGUAAGAUAACCCACCUGGUGCGCACGGCAGAUGGCCGCGUGUCCCCAGCAGAGGAGGACAAGGCCAAGGAACAGAGCCAGGAUCAGGAUGAAAAGCCAUCAAUCCAAGAGACAUUAUGCAAUGAAGCAGGGUGCUAUGCAGACCCUAAGCCACGGGAGGGGUGUGACUCCGGCGCAGACGGGUCCAGUGUGGCCGACCUUCCUGCAUUCUUCAGCCUGGCCGCCUUGGCCGAGGUGGCAGCCAUGGAGAACGUGCACAGGAGCCAGCGUGCCGUCAGCAUGUCCGGCGAGGGGCAGUCCAAGGACAUGGCCCAGACUCCCGUGCUCAUCUCCUGCGCGGAUCAGUGAAGGUCCCGCUCCCACCCCCCCACCCCUUUGAACAAACGGACACAACGUGCUUCUCUUUCCUAACCUCCUAGCUGAGUCCCGGGGGAUGGAAGGUAACCACAGAAGAGUUCUCCGAUCAGAUUGGGCUUGGCUCUGGUCUGCGGGGGGAAGGAGCUCACUGGACAAUGACCUCCCUUUCCCCUUCGCGGCUCCCGGGCGAUGUGGUGUUGCGGUCCGCGGCAGAGCCGGGCUGCUUCCAGAGCAUGGCUUCACCAUCGGGUGACUCUGACGGUUUAGCGGAUGUCGUUGCUCCAGAGAAGGCUGCCAUUUCUAAGGUCAAGUUUUGCAAACAGAAAGUGCAUUUAAAAAAAGAUUUUGCAGUCAGAUUUUUUUUUGCUUGUUUUUUCCUUGCCGUGUGAUGUUUGUAUUUUUAGUUAUUAAUUUGCCCACGUUGACACACCAGUCAAAAUGACUGAAGAACUACGACUUCCUGAUCAUUCUUCCUGUUCUAAAUUAGUCACAGUGAGGGCAGCUGCUUUUGGCCACCACGUUGUUUUCCCACACAAGCUGUGCACAAGUUUCUCAAGGUGGGGCAUUAAAAGUGCGCAGUCAGCCUGAGUCUACAUGAGAAAGUACAGCGUGCACACAUUCACAUGAUCAAGUAUACAGAUAACAUCAUCUGGUCUUUCUUUUUGAGCCUUCAUGACCCCAUUAGGCAAUGGUUCCAGCAGGUUCACACAUGGUUGAAUUUAACAGGUGGUGCCCCCCUGUGACCGUGGGAGCGUCACAGUUCAUAGGCGGAUUUUAGAACAGACAAAGCUUCAUGGGCCCAUCUGACGUGUUGCGAGAAGGGAGGUCACGGAGGAAAAGAUGAAACUUUCCACUAUCUCGUCUGCUGUCAGUUGACGUCAGUACAGGCUUGAGGUUAUCUCUUGCACUGUGUAUUUUUUUGCUUUGCUUUCCCAAAUCCUGAUAAUGAAUAAAAGUUCUGUCCACACACAGAUCUCCUGCGCUGGAAGCACCUCUUAGAAAUACUUGAAUAAUGAAAUGCAUUUUAUGUCAAUACUUGACCUUACAGCAGUCUGGGUAGCAUCUAAAUAGCUAAUCCAAAUGUGUGCUACUAGUUUCCUAUGGUAGGUAGUUGAAUAACACAAACACUGCACUAAUUUUAGCAAGAGUAGAGAAGGCUUUUUUAUUCCGUAGAGUUCGUAUUUAAAGAUUCUUCCUUUUUUGUUUAAUUUCUGAAUAGCCUAGGAUUUUCAGCCCAAGCAACAGUUCACUCCUUGUUUGAAAAAAUUACUGUACGCAUUCAGACUAAGUUUGUGUGAAAUGUUGUUGCAUAGCUUUUGUUUUUUUCCUUUCAAUUGCAUGUCAGAAGUGGAACACCCAGCCAUUCAUUCCUUGUUUUAAAACAAAAAAGUAAAGUAUCACCCCACACUGGCCCAUCAUGUUUUACAUGGAGAGUCGCCUGAUUUCCCCACGAAUAUGGCGGGCAUAAAGCUCAGAGACUAGGCUUCUCAAAUCUGGCACUAAGCUGUGAUCUCUUCCCACAGAAUCCAGCAUAUUGUGAGUUCAUAAUCUGGGGUGAGGCUCAAAGAUCUGCUCGAAUGCUCUCUCAAGUAUCCCAACGUCUCUUCCUGGAGACGUUUCCACAAAGCAGCUGGUUGGGGUUCAACCAGACAACCCCAUUUGUGGAUCUACAACAGGUGGAGGAGUUACUACCUAUUCUAUAAUCUUGGUUGCGUAUCCAGAGACUUGAGCUCUUGAGCCAGAGGCCAGGACACAGCCAUUGCUGGAACUGAAGCCCUCACUCUGCACACUCUUAAUUAUGUGUAAACAACUCAACAGGUGUCCUCCUUUUAGGGAUCAUACGUUCACUUACACUUUCCUUGUACAACGUCUUCUGUCAGUUUAUUACUGCUACUUAAACGUAAACUUUGAUUUCUCUUUAAAAAAAGUGCUGUGUUAGGAUCUCUUUUAUUGGCUUUCUAUUGCUUUUUUUUUUUCUUUAGUUUUCUAACCUCAGAUAUAUUUCCUGGGGCCCAGUUUACUGGAUUAAGACUGUUGUCAAAAGCUCAUAUACAAAAAAUGUAUGUAUGCUUACUAGUUAAGCAGAUGAGAACUGAGAUGUGAUGCACCGCUUUUAGAACAGUAGUUGGUGUUUCGCUGCUUCUGAGAGUAUAUAUUUUUAAAGCAGUUGUAUUGCUGUUUCUGGCUUGUGUCUGAAUGUCUUGAGGCAUCAAUAUGUUUGAAAACAUUGGAUUUCGGGGAGUACCGCCCCAUCGUAAAAUGAAGACUAAAGAUAGUGGCACAAUGGUAAGGUACCACACAAAGUGUAGUAAAUGUUUAAAAGUGUGUUAUUGGUCAGAUUUCCCAGCACAGGUACAGUAACAAUUAAUUGUCUUAAUUAUCUGAAGAUGUUCACUAUAUGUGUCAGAUGUGGUGAGGGGAGUCAAAAGUGUAAAAUUGUAGUUUUUAACAUUAUUUAAAAUAGAGAUUUUAGAGAUUUUACUGCUUUCUAAAAAAACAUAAAAGUAAGGAUCUGCAGUUUUUCUUGGAAAAAGCUUAAGUAGAUGAAGUACUGAACAGCUCACAAAAUAUUUCCUUGAAAAAGCAGUCCAUAUAUCGAGUUACUUAAGUAAGUGAGCAAAAACGGAGUGAUAACAAAACACUUAGGUCUCACUCCCAAGCUGUUCUGCUUCAGCUUGUCACUUCUUCUGUAGGCGUCUUCCUAGAAGAGAAGUCUCGCCAACCAGCUAGAUCACACACCUCCCAGGGAGCGAUGUCAUAGAAGGCAAACAAGCGUGUGUGUAACUGUCAAUGCUCGGGCCUCCAUGUGGACCUGCAGACAUUUGCCAAAGAAACAGUGUCUUUAAACGGAAACUAUGGUAAGGAAAAUGCUAGAAGAGUGGGUGCACUGAGGUUCAACGGUGCACAGAUUUUUUUUUCAGGUAACAGAUGUAUUAUAUCAGCACAAUGAAAUCUAUAUUACUGGUGGGGUUCUCCGAAGUUUAACCUGUCGUGAAUGGUGUACAAAGCGUUGGCACCUUUUAAAUGCCUCUUUAAAUAAAAAAAACAAUAUUUGCACCUUAAAAACCCAAACCAAAAUAUCACUCUUCAGAAAAUUUUAGUUCUUUUUCUCCAUUGCUCUUACUUUUCCACGUUCUCUGCAUUCUCUCAGUGUUCAGCAGGCUUUGCGUACUGUGGGAGGCCUGUUGAGAAACUGAACAUGUUGCUCAGUUCUUAUCAUGUUUAUAUUUGAAUAUUGGAAAUAUUUUAGGCUAAUUUGAACAUUUUGGCAUGAAAUUUAAAAAUGUCUGCACACUUUAAACCCUCCCCUCCCCAUAACACAUCAUCUUUCACUUUUUCUAUAUAGAAGAUGCCUAUAUAAAACUAGAGUUCCUAUAUUAGUUAAAUGAUUAUUAAUAAAUACCCUUUUGUGCUAGUACUGUCUCUUGAAUGUAAUGGAUUUUGUACCUGUAUUUUUCUAUUUACGAUUCAAUCUCAACUUUCUGUAUGCGAUGGAUUUAUACGGAGGAGAUUUUUUUGGCUGUUUACACAAGCAAAUGGUUUGUUAAAGGACCCACAAUCAUCACUGUCGCAGCAGGACAGACGCCCUCAGCGGAGCGUCUCUAACAGUUUGUUCAGCCGAAAUACUGGAGAGUUUUUUUUUGUUUGUUUGUUAGUUUUUCCUUUUUUUUUUUUUUCUGAGAGCGGGAAGACUGCGCCCUGGCUUUCCGCUUCUGGGUAGGACGCAAACGAAGUCUCUGCUUGUAGGUGGUCCAAACCAGGGACGCUCUCUGCAAUUACAAAGAACAAUUGCCAAACCCUCUGUAAUUAGCUUAUUUAUUUUAUUCACUUUUUGUUGUUUGUUUAUCCAGAUAGUCUUAAAAAUCGAAUAUGCACCCAGAAAGUAAACAGAUAUUACCUUAUCUGCUCUGUACAAGAAUGUACGCUCAUGGCUGAGUUGAGCAGCUAUGGAACAGUCUUGUUUGAGAGGUUCCUCCAGAUAUGAUUAUGUUUUCCUCUUGAAAGUAUGUACAAUGUGUGCUUGAUCUAAUUUAUGUCAAUAGUACUGUACCAUGACAUGUAUGGACUUGAUUGUUACAGCCCAGUUGUUAAUGCAGCCUUGCCUUACUGGACCCCCUCUGUAGAAAGGGAUUCCUUUGCCAUUGCCCUCGGCCCCUCUCACCGAGUUGUCUGUCAUAACACUGUCUGCUGACGCAACAAUUAUUCCUUG
Molecule: messenger RNA, 7652 nt
Organism: Scleropages formosus (Asian bonytongue)
Lineage: Eukaryota; Metazoa; Chordata; Actinopteri; Osteoglossiformes; Osteoglossidae
Gene: bbx
Product: BBX high mobility group box domain containing
Exons: 18
Coding region: 644-3433 (929 amino acids)
Biological process (GO): regulation of transcription by RNA polymerase II
Cellular component (GO): nucleus
Molecular function (GO): DNA-binding transcription factor activity, RNA polymerase II-specific; RNA polymerase II transcription regulatory region sequence-specific DNA binding
Source: RefSeq, a predicted model, not a curated record